Molecule: messenger RNA, 2740 nt
Organism: Python bivittatus (Burmese python)
Lineage: Eukaryota; Metazoa; Chordata; Lepidosauria; Squamata; Pythonidae
Gene: PEX11A
Product: peroxisomal biogenesis factor 11 alpha
Biological process (GO): peroxisome fission; lipid metabolic process
Cellular component (GO): lipid droplet; peroxisomal membrane
Source: RefSeq, a predicted model, not a curated record
ACAGCUGAUUCUCGCGCAGAGUUCGGAGCCGUCCGGCUGGGGUUGCGGCGGAAUGGAUGCUUUUGUACACUUCAGCAACCAGACGCAGGGUCGGGAGCGGCUCUUUCGAGCAACUCAGUAUUCAUGCAUGCUGCUUAGCUAUAUAUUAGAGCGUAAGAGUCACCAAGAGAAAUUGGUUAUGAAGCUCAAACUUCUGGAAUCGAGCAUGAGUUCAGGACGCAAGAUGUUUAGGCUUGGCAAUAUGGUGCACGCCAUUGUGGCAGCCCGCCAAGCUGCUCAGUUGCCCCAAGCAGUUCCUCGCUUCUGCCUGACAGCCUCCAACGUGAACCGUGCUUUGUACUUCGCCUGUGACACCGUCUUGUGGGUGAAGAGCGUUGGGCUCCACUCAGAGAUCAAUAAGAAGAAGUGGCGCAACUGGGCAACGAAAUGCUACUACUAUUCCCUGGUGAUAAACCUGGCCAAGGAUUUUUAUGAGCUCUGCUGGCGCAUGCAGCAGAUGGCAUGCAACCAGACCCCUGCAAAGCCCUUGUCUGCUGGCAGCCAGAAUUCCCAGAGCAUGACUUCCUUGGCAAAUGGUGAGCUACAGCCUUUCCUCCUGCUGGUUUUCCUCACAUUAAAGAACUGUCCACCCCUCUUGCUGGAUACGGUGAAGAACCUUUGUGAUCUCUUUAGUCCGCUGGACCGUCUGGGCAUCUACAAGACCAACCCUGGAGUUAUAGGGCUCUGCGGUCUUAUCUCCUCCAUGGUGGGAAUCCUUACUGUGGCGAGACCACGCCUACGGUUGAAACACUGACUUUGAGCCUUCUCUGAGGGCUUCCCUUUUGUACGGUGGCAUUUCAUAUCUUGUGCAUAUUGACUUCCCCUCUUUAAUACGGAGAUUUGUCCUCCCCACCCCCAGUUGAAUUCUUUCUUCUUUCCUUGUGCUGUCACGUAGGGCAGCACAAGGAACCUGGGUUAUGUUUGGAGUGGAAAAAAAUGGCCAUGGAUUGAAGACACUUCUCCAGCUAUACAACAGAAUGAGCAAAAUUCUACUGAACUGUCACUAGUCAAGGUGUGAGUGCCAAACCUUGGUGAGGAAGUCAUUCUUUUAUUCUGGGAAAGAGAAAAGCAGAUAUCAUUUUCCCCUAUCCCAAUCUUGCUUUAUUAUUAUUUGGGAUGAAUUCCAGAGCUUAACAAACCCUCUUUAACCAGGAAUAUUAGUGGGACAAAAGACUGUACAUGUCCACAGGCACUAAGUCUGUACCCAAACUGCUGUUUCUAGAUAACUUUUAAUCCUAUUCUUGUUUCUGGUUAGACUGUGGGGUUUUUUAAAUUGUUUUUUAUGCCAUGCUCACUCUUUUGCCUGUGGAAUCAAGAUGAGCAUAUGCAUCAUGAAAAAACACAUGUAAUUCCCUGAAAAAGAAAAAAAAGGAGUGGGGGCAACCUAUCAUUCUUAACUUUCAGCAAGAAGGGUGCUGGCACAGAAAAGAAUGGCUUCUGAGUGAUCUGAUCAUAACCUGGGGGGUCCUUCUGAUGAUUGGGAUAUAAUAAAUCCUAGCCAGCAGAGCCCAUUGGAAUUGUAGUCCCAAACAUUAGGAGGGUACCUUUUUAAGCUAUCCCUAGUUUAAUACACAGUGUUAAUUUAAUCUGAGCCUUUUGGUGAGACAUUCAUGCUUUUUAAGCAUCAGGAAAGAUGCCUUGCUAAUUUCAUGAAUGGUCCCAUGUCUUCUUUCACCCAGAUUCUGAAGGUGGAGAGAAAUUCCAUCCUAUUCUGUAUCAAACGGCAUGCCUGAAAAGUCAUACAGGUAACCAAGACACCCGGACAUGCCUUUUAUAGGGCUGCUGCAUGCAAAACGUUUAUUUGGCUCAGGUGCUCUUUCCUACCCCUUCAGGCAGCCUUCCCCAAUCUGCUAUCCUUUCAGAUGUGGUGGAUUGCAACUCCUAGAAGUCCCAGCCAGUAACCUAAUGUCACAAGGUUGGGGAAGGAGGGCCAGAACCUAGUGAACCAUGUGACUCCGCCACUUAAUUAGGUAUCAUUUGCUUCUGAAAUGCAUAGGUCAUGCCACUUAAAGUAGUAGAUGUUGUAUUUCCAAAACCUGGGUGCAAGUUUUCCUUCCAGGGUGUUUGGAACUGGUUUCAAGCAUACAACGGAGUUAGUGGGAAUGUGGGAACUGCACAAUACCAGUUCAUCUGUGUGCAGACAUACCUGAACUGAGGAGGGGCAUCCUUUGGUGCAGCAGUUAUCAAAAGCCAGGAGUCAGCCCUAGUUGGAUAAAAGUUGGAGGAACAACCUACAGUGGGGUGAUGUGAAAAGAAGACAUUGGCUAAUUUUGCUAGCCUGAUUCAUACAUUGUGUAGGGAAAAGAGAUGAGGUUAGAAUAUAUUAAAAGCCAGCCUGGUGAUAAUGGAUUCAGUGUUGACUUAGGUACAGGGAGUUUGGAAUCUGAAUCCCACCUCAACUCUGCAGCUUUUUGGGUGGCCUUUAAUAACUCAUGCUCUUUUGGCUAAGCUUCUCUUAAGAAUUGUUCCUAAGGUAAAAUGGGAUAACCUAACUUGUAAGCCCUGGGAACAUCUGAUGAACUGAAGAAAUACAGAUGUUGGCUGUGUAGUCCUCUCUGAGUGCCAUGUAGUAGUAUCCUCCUUUUAUUGAGGAUAGUUUUGGCAACUCAUGAGUUUAGCCCACCAGCUCUAGACCCCUUACAUAGAAAGGAGAUUUCAUUCCUUGGUAUACAGUUUGGGGCACUGUCUUUAGAUGCUAAGA